CGUAGUCGUAGUUGCCGUGGGAACGGCGCGUUAAACUCAAGCAGGAAUGAGACUGAAACGGCUCCACAUUCGCUACUAUCCUCCAGGUAUAAUACUGGACUAUGAGAAAGGAGGACAGGAGAGAAGCAGAUGCAUCGACCUGCUGCACUUAACACCAGACACGGAUGUGAAUGAGGUACUAUCAGAAAUCAGAAGAAUCGAGCCUUUAAUCACUGACUCGCGUACCGAUCAGGUGAAAGUGCUCAUUAAACGAUUACAGGACAAACUCAGCCAACCAGAUGAGCGCAGCUUCUACCUGUUCAAGGUGCUUCAGGCUCACAUCCUGCCUCUUACCAAUGUCGCCUUCAAUAAAUCAGGGUCGAGUUUCAUAACCGGGAGCUAUGACAGAACAUGUAAAAUAUGGGACACUGUGUCUGGAGAGGAACUGCACACGCUGGAGGGGCAUAGAAAUGUUGUUUAUGCCAUCGCAUUUAAUAAUCCCUAUGGAGAUAAAAUAGCUACAGGCUCCUUUGAUAAGACCUGCAAAUUAUGGAGUGCCGAGACUGGAAAGUGUUUCUACACAUUUAGAGGACACACAGCGGAAAUUGUCUGUGUGACCUUCAACCCCCAGAGUACCCUGGUUGCCACAGGCAGCAUGGACACUACAGCUAAAUUAUGGGAUGUGGAGAGUGGUAACGAGGUUUCUACCCUAGCAGGUCACUCUGCUGAGAUAAUCUCUCUCUCAUUCAACACAGUUGGGAAUCGUUUAGUCACUGGGUCAUUCGAUCACACACUUACACUGUGGGAUGUACCAUCAGGGAGGCGAUUACACACAAUGAUAGCACACAGGGGAGAAAUCAGCAGUGUGCACUUCAACUGGGACUGUUCCCUCAUUGUCUCAGCCUCUAUGGACAAGAGCUGCAAGGUGUGGGACGCUGAGAGUGGCCAGUGUUUAGCGACUUUAAUUGGUCAUGAUGAUGAGGUGCUGGAUGUUUGCUUUAAUUACACUGGUCAGCUCAUUGCAACCGCAUCAGCUGAUGGUACAUCCAGGAUAUUUAAUGCAGAAACCUUUCAGUGUGUCUGUAAACUUGAGGGUCAUGAGGGAGAGAUAUCUAAGGUGUGCUUUAACCCACAGGGGACACGUGUAUUAACAGCAAGUGCAGACAGAACAGCACGUGUGUGGUCUGUGAACUCUGGCUCAUGUCUGCAGGUUUUGGAGGGACACACCGAUGAGAUCUUCUCCUGUGCAUUUAACUAUGAAGGAGACACCAUCAUUACAGGUAGUAAAGAUAAUACCUGUCGGAUCUGGCGUUGAGAAAUAAACACAAAGAGGACAAUCUUCAGUAUUAACAAACACACAUGAACAUGUUCUUAUAUUCAGCCUUCUAACUUGCACAGAAUGGUUGCCUUAAAGUGCUGAGAAUCUGCUCACACACAAACGCACACACUAGCUAUGUAUGAAAUCCUCCUGUGAAAUCUAUUUGUGUCUCCUGUUCACACACCAUUUGCUUCACUAUUUGCUUUUUUUUUCUUUUCCAAAUGUGAAAAACUAACACACCUGUGCACCAGGUGUCUGGCCUGCCAACAAUCAAUAGUACAAUAUGUUUAGGAGUAAUUGCUAGGUUUAAGUGACAUUUUUGUAGAUUUGAAAGAAAAUUAAAUUACGAUUGUUUUUGGUAAACGUCUUAGCAGAUUUCCUAUUUGUUAGAAUUUAUUUUGACUCAUAGUAUGCUCUGAUUGAAAGCAGGAAAUAAAAGCACCUUUGGUGUAUCUAAAACAAAGCAGCCUUGAUGCCUUGCUCUCUGUGCUGUUACAAAGGUGAUUUGUCUCAUAUAUCAGCACUUUGAGACAUGCUUUAUAUGCAACAUACGUCACCACAAAGUCCAUUAGACAAGAUAAAAUAAAGUACCAGUGUGGA
Hemibagrus wyckioides is the source of this 1897-nucleotide messenger RNA. It is a transcript of the gene daw1, whose product is annotated as dynein assembly factor with WDR repeat domains 1. The transcript has 14 exons. The record is from RefSeq and is a predicted model, not a curated record. Gene Ontology annotation, molecular function: protein binding. The coding region runs from base 47 to 1294 and encodes 415 amino acids. Lineage: Eukaryota; Metazoa; Chordata; Actinopteri; Siluriformes; Bagridae.